Molecule: messenger RNA, 1800 nt
Organism: Cyprinus carpio (common carp)
Lineage: Eukaryota; Metazoa; Chordata; Actinopteri; Cypriniformes; Cyprinidae
Product: major histocompatibility complex class I-related protein 1
Biological process (GO): immune response
Cellular component (GO): external side of plasma membrane
Source: RefSeq, a predicted model, not a curated record
UUAAAAUCAAAUAUUUAUAAGAACCGAAACAUAGUUGCUGACAUCAUAUAGGCCUACAUUUAGGCUAUACUAACCUUAUUGUAUUUUUGCUUAAAUGUAAGACGUUAAAUAGUCUGUAGUUUUAGAGCAUCGCAAAGAAAAUCCACACUGAAAAUUUUACAAUAGGCUAUAGUAAAACGAUUUUAAAACUUAUUCCCUGUCGUGUUAAGAGUUUGUACAGACGAAUAAUGACAGCCCAAAAACCAGUUGAGUGGAACGCGGAAAACGAAAUAUGCUCGCAGCCAGUUAUUCAAGAUAUUUUCUUUCGUAUCACCAGGCGGUAAACAAAACUUUUUACCUUUUAAAAGAUGCUAGUCGAACUAGGCUAUGUGCAGAUAAUUUUCUAUAACAUGAGGUGAUAGAAAGAAUGCAGGGCAUAUGGAUAGAAUCAUCGUGCUACUUGUACUUUUAACAACAUCCGCUUCAAAUGCCUCUCAUUCUUUGUCGUUGCUUUCAACUUACAUUGAGGGAGAAACACAAUUUCCUAAAUUUAGUUACACAACAACUCUGGAUGACAUCACAGUCGGAUACUAUAAUUCAGAGACUUAUAUUCCAAAAGGGAAUGUGACGAAUGAGGAUGACGUGAUUAAUUCAGAUUACAUAAAGGAUGUUAGUAACUACAUGUAUUACUCCUUUGUGAGACGAUCUGCACUGUUCAGGCAACACAACCUAAAUGACGGUAGGCCUCUUGAAGUUUAUCAGACACUGGUUGUCUGUGAGCUGCUGGACCGUGACAAGCCUGGAAAGAUGAUUAUUAAAGAUGCUGCCGGAGGCUGCACCACAGAUGAGCUGUGUUACUUUAACAGCAACUUUACUUAUACUGUGACUGUAAAUAUUACACAAGAAGUGCUCAAACCCCACCUGGAAGACUUCAAACAGAAAUAUGAAAUUUUUUAUUACCCAGUUUGUAUAGAUACUCUCAAGAAUUACCUCAAAAAGAGACAAAAUGAAGUAAACAGAAAGGAUAAACCUGAAGUCAAAUUCAUUCAGAAAGCAAACUCAGAUUCUGGAGGGUCUCGUUUGAGUUGUUUGGCAACAGGAUUUUACCCUCGUCACAUCAACCUGACUCUGUUCAGAGACGAGCAGCCUGUAUCUGAUCAUGAGAUCACUGCAGGAGAUCUGCUGCCCAAUGAUGACGGGACGUACCAGAUGAGGAAGAGUCUGGAGAUCAGUGCUGCAGACAAACACACAUACACCUGCUCUGUCACACACCUCAGUCUGGACAACAAACUGGACAUCACUCUGGAAACCGAAUCAUUUAAUUCAGUGAUUCUCUUAGUGCUGAUAGUUUUGGUGGUGUUGGUGUUGGUGUUUGGGAUUGGAGCCAUCAUAUAUAAAUGCAGGACGAGAAAACCAGAUUCAGUCAGAAUUGGUUAUUCUGCUGCUUCUACAUCUAAAGAACAAGAAACAGCAACAAAUAAUGACUUGAAGCUACAUGGAUCAACAUCUUCAAACAAUGAAAAAAUGAGUUCCGACAGAUCUUUAUGAUGAAAGAUAAUAAAGAUAUUAGAUGCCAAGAGUAAAGUGUGAGGAUUCAAAUCAAAUUUCAAAAGUUCAAAAUGGUUAGUUUUUAUGUUGUGGUCUGCACAAAUCUUUUUUUAUUUAACACAAUCUGUCAAUUUUGAAAGCUCCUUUCCGCACUUUAAAUAUAAGCAUAUAUUUAGAUUUGCUGUCUUAAAUAUUAAAUGGUUUGUACACAGACCAUAACAGUAUUAUUUCACAAAAGUGACAAAUGUAAUAAUACUUUUUUUUUAUCUAAUU